Diabrotica virgifera virgifera (western corn rootworm) is the source of this 1436-nucleotide messenger RNA. RefSeq lists its product as uncharacterized. The transcript is spliced from 2 exons. Lineage: Eukaryota; Metazoa; Arthropoda; Insecta; Coleoptera; Chrysomelidae. Bases 72 to 1316 code for a protein of 414 amino acids. The record is from RefSeq and is a predicted model, not a curated record.
AUCGUAUCCUAUACGAUAAGGAGCAGUUGCUGUAUCAAGUCUAAAUAAAAACGUUGUUUGCAAUGUAAAAAAUGGUGAUAGUGUCUAAAAACUGUGUAAAUAGGACAAUAUUUAUAUUUUUAUUAUCAUCUGUGUCUUCAGCGUUAGCCUCUAACGACUGCUUAGUGAAAAUAUCAAACACUAGUUGGAGUAUAUUGAUUCAACGUGUAUCAGCAUUUUCCAUAAAACAUGAAAAUGGAGCAUUUUGGGUUGAACCAUUCACUUCUUCCUACUUAGGCUAUUUUAGCUGUAAUGGUAUUUGUAAAUACAACUUUAGUUCUUUUAUCCAAAAUUCGUUGUUAUCCUCUAUAAGAGGAUUACUACAAAAUGAAAAGCUUAAGCAAGAACUAACUGAAGUACUUAAAAAACACAAAUCUUCUGCUAUUACCAUUUUCAUAGAACCAACUGCAAAUAUGGACACCUUCGAAACUAUGUUAAGUAAAGCGACAUUUAAAGAAGGAUUCUAUCUUAACGAAACUAAGAAUACAGGAUUUGUUUGGAAUACUAAAGCUUUAGAUUUAGAACUGUUUUAUGAAGAACCUGGUGGAGAAUACGUAUUGAAACAAAACACAUCUAUACACUUUGCCAAUUUUAGCGUAAAUGGAUCUAGCAUAUUUUUUAGCUUAUUGGAAGAACAACAAUCUGUCUGGACUACUGAUUCAGAUUUUUUAUACUUAUCCCAGAUGCCAUCUAAAUACGUAAAAUCAGUGUACUCUUUGUCAAAUACUUCAAUAAUUGGUAAGAAAAACGUUUGUGAAGAAUCAUCUACAGAACCUCUAAUGCUUCAAGGAGGUUAUCUUAUUUUUGAAAUAAUUGGAGGUACGCUUCUGGUCAUUGUUGUCAUCGCGGUGUCCCUUGCAGUCUGCAGAUGGUAUGUCAAGAAGAGAAGGAAAUCCACCCACGAGCAGCAGCAUCUGAAUUGGAUUUUAAACAACCCCAUGAUCAAGUAUGUACAUCACACAGAAAAUGGUGAUACAGAAGGGGAAUCAAAUGACGAUAAAGUUUAUGUCGAACCUAUAGAAUUUCAUAAUAUCGCCUUCCCUGAACAGAAUAUUCCAACACAAAAUGCUGUAACAAGCGGUGAUCCACAAAGAAUAAGUGUUCAGACCGUUGCGGAUGAAGAGUUUCUGUACGACUAUGCGUAUGGCGCAUUGUCAAAGAAGCCUACCAAAAGUCCUACAUUGCCAAAGAGGCCUACCAAAAGUCCUAAAAGCAGGAAAAAAUCGGAGCCUCAGAAGAAGAUGAGUAUUCCCAUGGAGGACAAGUAUUACAUGUAGACUAGGAUUUUGUAAAUAUUUAAUUUUUUAUAUUAAAUUUUACUCGUUAGUUACGUUUUCUAAUAGUAAGUCUAUUUCUAUAGAUAUUAUAUUCUUAAUAAAUAUUCCAUUUAUGAAACA